This is a messenger RNA of Plenodomus lingam JN3, 4092 nucleotides long. NCBI's taxonomy places the organism in Eukaryota, Fungi, Ascomycota, Dothideomycetes, Pleosporales, Leptosphaeriaceae. The record is from RefSeq and is a predicted model, not a curated record.
AUGCCUAGUGCUGACGGUCAGGCGGCUCUUAUUCGUGACGUUUACGCCACUGCUAGGCUGGAUAUGGCAGAUACGCAAUACAUUGAGUCUCAUGGUACAUGGACAAAAUUCGACAACCCCAUCGAGUGUCGCGCCAUCUACGAGACACUUGGAGAGCAUGCAAGCCCGCAACGCAAACUAGUCCUCGGAAGCAUAGGACAUAUCGAAGGCGCAGCAGGUAUCGCCGCGCUGAUAAAAGGCAUCCUGGCCUUGGAAAAGAGUGUGAUACCGCCCAACUUAUAUUUUAACACAUCAAAUCCGACUAUCCCAUUUGCGGACAAGAGACGCAUGAGCAUUAGUGGUUUUGGUGCACGCGGUACCAACGCCCACGCCAUCGUAGAGAAUGCACCCCAGUCACGGCGGCGAACCGUAGCACCACAGACUAGCAGCUGUAUCAGGGGUUUAUUGGGUCCUUUAGGCGGCAGAAAAUCAUACCUCCGAAAGCGAGUCUUCAUCAUCACCAGCCAUGACCAGGGAGGAAUAGCACGCGUAGCACAGCGAUUCAAGCUCACUUGGAAAUACUACUGCAUUGCUUCAAGCCUAGAUCAGUCCCAAUCCCGACUUACGUCACUGCCGGGCAAUACCGCCGUCCGAGCCAACAAGACGCCAUCACUGGGGUAUAUAUUUACGGGCCAGGGUGCCCAAUGGGCACGAGUGGGUGUCGAGCUUCUCGACCAACCCGUUUUCAAAGCAUCCAUUGAUGACGUGAGGCCCGCACGCGUUGUGGGACAUUCCAGCGGCGAGAUUGCUGCCGCGCACUGCGUAGGCGCUCUCCACAAACUUAAUGCCGUGUUUGUGGCAUACCUAGGAAGCGUUGCAUCCGCGAGACUCAAGAUGGUGGCGCCAGAACUAGACGGAGGUAUGAUGGUUGUUGGCAGUUCUCAGCAAGAUAUCGAGGACUUGAUCUCUCGCAUGGGUGACACGGAUUUGACAGUCGCCUGUGCGACGCUAGAUGCAAAGGGUAAAUCUGCACGACGCCUUGACAUCGAUGUAGCGUACCACUCCGAUCAUGUGCAGGUAAUCCACCCUUGCUACGUCCAGGCCGUGGGCCAUAUUCAUGUAAUCCCUCAGGAAGACGGGGAUGGUAGGCCAGUCAUGUUUUCCAGUACGGAUGGCGGGCAAGCUGCACCAGAGUCACUGGGUGGUUUCUACUUGGGCCGUAAUCUCAACAACCCGGUGUAUUUCUCCGACGCCUUGACUGAGAUGGUUUUGACGCCGGCAGAGGAUAACUCGGCCUUGUCUUCUGCCAAUACUGUGGAUAUUCUGGUGGAACUUGGAUCGCAUUCUGCUCUGGCUGGACCAGUUGAAGAAGUACUAGACAAAAACGGGUCAAAGGGUACCGAGUACCGCUCUGCAAUGACCAGGGGAAUGAAUGCGGUCGAUACAGUUCUUGACCUUGCAGGCUGGCCUUUUGUCAAGGGCUACCCGGUUGAUAUUGCCAAAAAGAGUCUGCUUGGUGCUUCCUUCACAUCCAUCAGCGAAAGAGAACGAAUCUGGCGCAGCCAUCUCCGCCUUUCGGGGGAAGGGUGGAUUCGUGAUCACAAGGUCAUGUCCACGGUCUUGUUCCCGGGGGCAGGAUUAGCCGUCAUGGCUAUCGAGGCCGCUCGCCAGAUGGCCGAUGCAGGCAAGUCGAUUCCCUCAUUCAAGCUGCGGUAUAUCCAUCGGCUCGGCCGUGGUGGUAAACGAGGAGUGAGCAAGCGAAGCCACCAUCCAUCUAGAUCCACAUCUCACCAAUACAGCCGGCCCAAGCUCGAAUAUAAGAUGGCUCGAAUCGUCUAUAGGGCCAACCACGAGGAACACAUGGAUCGCGAGAUGCAGCUAUUCGCCGCUUCCCGUAUCUCACACUACAGGAGUGCAUACGACUCUCGUGCUGGGGAACUUCCCACUGGUGACUUCUACCGUGAUUUCAGCAAAGUAGGUUUGGACUUUGGUCCCACAUUUCGCAAUAUCAAGAAGCCGCACCUGAGAAAAGGGAAAUCCGUGUUUGAAAUCUCCAUUGGUGAUCCCGGAGAGAUCUUCAGUACGGGCCAGCCUGGCCGUCACCAUCUGAUCCACCCGACCACACUAGACUCCAUCUUCGCACCCACCUUUUGCGCCAUGCAUGAUGAGAUAAAGCCACCUACCAAACCAAUGGUUCCUACGUUCAUCGAGGAGCUGGCCAUCUUCUCUGGUAUUCCUGAUGCUGUGGGGACCAACUUGAAAGGUGUUUCGUCUGGAACUUCAGCUUACAUUUCUAUGCGGGGAUUCAGGUGCACGACUGAAACUUCGAAUGAGAGCCAGUCGGAUGGGCAGCCUUAUGACACAGCGUCGGUUCUAUGCUCUUCACCGAGUUGGGAGCAUGGGUUACAUCUGCUGAAGCCUAGUCAGGUGCAGCAUAUGGUGGAGAACGCAGGCGAAACUUCCAACGUUAGAAUUAGCAAGAUCUGUAGCAUGUUGCUGCACGAACAGCCUGGACGAACAGUCUUGGAGUUAUUACCCAAGACCGGAGACAUCGAUUCUUUCAUCCGGAGCAGUAUGUUCUCAAUUGCGAGAUUCACGCUCCCAAGCUUAGUAAACUACGCCAUUAUUGGGUCUACAAGCACAUCAAAUAAUAGGAACAUACUGUUUCUCGAUUCUGCAAAUGACUCUGAAUGCUGUCUCGACAAGACCGACACAUAUGAUCUUAUCAUUGUCCCUGAGCGGUGCAAGUCUACACCAGGACUCGAAACAUGCCUUCGCCAGCUCAAAACACUACUCACACCCACUGGACAGCUCAUCUCUGGUAUUGACCUCGAUAUCUCCCUCGCCACACAGGAAAUGAGCGCAAAGCCCCAAACUUCAGGGUCAAACAGCCCGAACAUCAGUGAUAUCCUUAUCCUUGAGCCUCCAUCUCCAAGCGCACGCGUAACUGUAUUCACUGCAUGCCUUGUCUCGGCGUUGCAAUCCCAGGCCUUCUCCGGCCCCAGCGCCUCCAUCGCCACCGGUCUCUUCCGCUCCAUUCGCAGUGAAAAUGUCGGCCAGUGGCUCCAGCUACUGCACCUAGCCCCUGAGACCAUGGAGGAUGGGAUUGGAACUCGUAUGACGGCACGGAUUACAUGUAGCACGGGCCAAGAAAUUGGGUUCCUCGUUGAAAGCGACGGGCUGGUCAAAACCAAUCGCAUUUUUCUGGAGAAGCAGCUGAACACGCAGAUUUUAGGAUUCAGGGGCGAGCAGACGCGUGUGCUGAAGCUCAGGGAGAUCGAGUAUCCGGUGAAAUUGGCGAUUGGGAAACCGGGGCUAUUGGAUACUUUGUAUUUUGAGAGGCAUGCUGGGCUGUCUGUGCCGUUGGGGGAGAAUGAGGUGGAGUCUCGGGUUGAGGCAUCUGGUGUGAAUUUCCGAGACGUCAUGAUAUCCAUGGGAAUCAUAGUCACGCCGGAGCUAGGCUACGAAGCCAGCGGCACAGUCACAGCCAUCGGCUCAAACGUGACAAGCGUCCAGGUUGGAGACCGCGUCUGCGCCUAUGUCUUAGGCGCACAUGCCACCGUCGUUCGAACAAAGUUCCUCAUGUGCGCGAUCAUACCGGAGCAAAUCUCCUUCGAGGCUGGCGCUGCCAUGCCCUCGUUUUUGAUUCACGCUGCUGCUGGAGGCGUGGUGCAGGCCGACAUUCAGCUUGCACAGCAUUUGGGGCUAAUUGUCUAUGCAACUGUGAGUUCCGCCGAGAAGAGAAGUGUCGUGCAGUCUCAGUAUGGAAUUCCAGACAACCACAUUUUCUACUCGCGCGACCCGAGCUUCGCUAUGGCAGUCAAGCGUGUCACAAAUGGUCGAGGCGUGGAUUGCGUCCUGAAUUCACUGGCUGGCGAGUUACUCCGUGAGUCCUUCUACUGUCUCGCACCGCUGGGCAUCAUGGUCGAAAUUGGUAGCCGCAACGCCCUCGAAAACACGAGACUGGAUAUGCGGCCCUUCGCACGCAGUGCCACAUUUGCCUGCUUCAACCUGCUAGAUUUGUGGACCAAGCGCCCCAAGUUAUGGCCGAAGCUAUGCGAGACACGUUCGAGUUGGUGCGUCAUGGAGUUCUGCAGUCACCUCAUCCAUUGA